This is a messenger RNA of Geodia barretti, 501 nucleotides long. NCBI's taxonomy places the organism in Eukaryota, Metazoa, Porifera, Demospongiae, Tetractinellida, Geodiidae. The record is from the annotation of a GenBank genome assembly.
AUGGGCAGCAGAUUCGAGAAGUUUUCGGAGCGCGCGCGCAAGGUUCUUUCGCUGGCUCAGGAAGAGGCCCAGCGUUUUAACCACAACUAUAUCGGGACUGAGCACAUUCUUCUCGGUCUUGUCCGCGAGACGGAAGGCGUGGCUGCCCGAGUCCUCUCCAGCUUAUCCGUCGACCUCUCUAAGGUCCGUUCCGCCGUCGAGUUCAUCAUCGGCCGCGGUGAAAAGCCCGCCCAGGGCGAGAUUGGCCUCACUCCCCGAGCCAAGAAGGUCGUGGAGUUGGCGGUCGACGAAGCCCGCCGCAUGAAUCAUACCUACAUCGGCACCGAGCACCUGCUCAUCGGCCUCCUCCGCGAGGGCGAGGGCGUGGCCGCCGGCGUGCUGGAAAGCCUCGGCGUCACCCUCGACAAGGUGCGCUCCGAGACCCACCGUAUCCUUAGCCACACCUCCGGCCAGGGCCAGCAGUCGCAGCAGGUCGCUGUCCACCACCAAGACCCGACCUGA